AAGAUUCUCUUCUCCUCUCAUAUCAUGAUAAUCUUUAAAACGUAUUCACCCGAAACAAAUAUAUUCCGUGAUUUUAAUGAUUGCGUGUUCUUCGUGGUUCCAAAGUGUCGUGACAGCGUCCUGCGAGUUUAGACUAAUUGCCCACUUUCGCUCAGGACAAUUCCGUAGACAGCACACUUAGCUUGAAAAAUACGCGACUAACUUCAAUGGGUGUUCUAAAACCCAACAGGGCCUCAUCUAAAAAUUCAAAGUACUAUCUCAUUAGCCGUCAUUUAACUCAUCCCGUCAACAAAGACAGCACAACAUCCUUCACUCAAUUAUCCCAAAUUAUGCGUUGAUCCUGUCAAUAUUGUUCGAUUUCGGGACAUCUGCUACCAUGCGACUGGAUUGGGCGUUCAACAGCAAAGCCCUUUAAAUGCAACAAAUUUCGUCCAAUAGGAAGUGAGACGGUCACAGGCAAUUUGCUUCCGUGGGCCACCAAACGAACCCAUCCCUCACAAUAUUCAUUCAGCGAAUAUUCUGGCUGGAUCAACUUCGGGCGUAUUCUUUUUAAAGAUGUCGUUCGAAAGGUCCUCAUUCCGUCGAAAUUUCCAGGGAUGGGUUGAAUUAAACUAUGGUGAAAACAGUCGCACAAAGACAAUCACGCGAAAAAAGUUCAACAAAAUCUGCAGAUAUCUGUUGGGAGAGCCCCAGAUCGAAACUGAUGCAAAAUUUCGCUUCUGGGUCAAGUCGAAGGGAUUUCGAAUCGCACAAGCCGAGGAUAGUCCAGAUUAUGGCGUUUUGUAUGUUCCAGUGAAAGUUCCUCAUACUCGAAGCGUAGAGAUGUUGUACCCAUACGAAGACAAGAUCGGACAAUCAGCUCGCUCUCAAGUUGUCGAAUAUCGAAGAGUUGCUGUAGCAGAUGACUUUUUCGAUAUCAUAAGCAGUGUUCACAUCAAUGAGAGAGGAAUUCAUGUUGGGCAGAAAAAGACCUACAAAGCGGUUGCAAACACUUACGCAUUCCUCCCACGUGAGGCAGUGUCUUACUAUCUGAUGAGCUGCAGCACGUGCAAACAGAGAAUCCAGCGGUUUAACUCAAUUCUCUUGAAGCACGGAAGACCGCUGUCUCCUGUGUCUGACUUAGGCCGGGAGUCUCCCGCAUCUGAUCUGGAAUCAGAUGUAGAAGCAUCAUUUUCCAGCCAUGACUCAGAUGAUGAAGGGGGUAAUUAUGGUGUGAAGAGGUUUAAAAGGGAAAUUACAGAGGAAGUGUUUGAAGAGAAUGGAAACAGAAAUGGAGUGAGUUCACCAGGUACUGAACAUGAAAUGAUGGACACAGCAGUGAAUGGAGGUCAUGGCAAUGAUUUAACCAGAGAUGCUGCCCUUUGUCAAAGCGAUGAAAGCUUGGCUGCUAAAGGCUUACUACCAGGUUAUCAAACUUAUUCCACAGACCAAAAACAAGAAGUUGUAAAUUAUGCGAAAGAAACCACAGUUCGUGAAGCCUCUCGCAAGUAUAAUGUUCCACGCUCAACUGUUCAAGUUUGGUGCAAACAUGGACCACCAAUGAAAAAAGAAAAGCGCUCUCCUGGAGGGGGUGGACGUCGCUUGAGCUAUUCUAAUGAAACUGAUGAGAAACUUUUACAGUGGGUUUUACAUCAGCAGGACAAAGGCACACCUGUUACUAGGGAUGCAAUACAAGCUCAAGCCAGACUUCUUGUUCGAGAUGAGUGUCCUGAAUUUAAAGCUUCUAGUGGUUGGGUGGAGAAGUUUCUUUCAAGGCAUAAUUUGACCAUUGCAACUAAAAUGUCAUCACAGAAUCCAAGUGAAGCCAUCCCAAUUUCAUAUGUAGUUCCAAUUGCAUCCAUUCCAAUGAGCAGCUCAGGAGUGUUGAACCAUGGAGCAAAUAGUCCUCGAGCCACAGAUGGACGCAGUGUAACCAGUGAAGACACUCGGAGUGAUAGUGGAAAGAGCGAGGAGAAUGAUGAGCUGUAUGAUGCCACAUCGCCAGCUCUUCCAGAGAAUAAUACAGCCACUGCUGUAAAUCAAAUUAUAAGGGAGCCACCAAACCUUUGUGAAAUGUUGAAGCCUAUUCAAUGUGCAAGUUCACCUGCGUCAAUGGGGCUAAAGGAUGAAGACGAUGAUGAUGGAGAAGGGGAAGAUGGAGAUGGGGAUGGAGAGAAAGCUGACCCUGCUAAUGUCAACCCAGAAAGACUAAAAGCUUUCAAUAUGUUUGUGAGGCUGUUUGUUGAUGAAAACCUUGACAGACUUGUUCCAAUCUCAAAGCAACCCAAAGAGAAAAUUUUAGCCAUAAUUCAGUCAUGCAACAGACAAUUUCCAGAGUUCCGAGACAGAGCAAGAAAGCGAAUAAGAACCUACUUGAAGUCAUGCAGGCGUCUAAAGAAGCUAAAGGAACCACUCAAACGUGCUGCAGACCAGAUGAGUUCAAAUCCCAACAUGUCAGCAGCUCAGAUGGCUGAGGUGAAUAAUAUCCUGGCAUCAGCUUGUGCUAACGAGCAAGAGAAUGCACGGCUUGUUACUACUGAUAGUGAUGCAGCUGGUAAUACAGGAACUGUUCCUUCAUCUUCCCCUGCAGCAUCCCACAUGCCACAGAAUAGCACUGCUAACACAAGAACUAAUGACAGGCCUGCAGAAAAUGGCGGGCCAACCCUUCCCAAGCCAAAAGUACUGACACAGUGCCAGAUCAGUGCCACAGAAGUUCAAGCCAUCCGCCAACUGAUAGCGGGAUACAGGGAGUCAGCAGCCUUUCUCUACCGCUCGGCAGAUGAGUUGGAGGCGUUGUUGCCUCCUUUGUACAAUGAACACCAGUGUUUGGUGUAAAAUUUAAUGAUACACAAAUGAGAAAAAAAGGUAUUUAAUAACUUUAUGUAGACUGAACUUUAAAUUAUGGUUAGAGAGAGUAAAUUGAAGGUAAUGGCAAGUUUUAUUUAUUUGUUUGGUUUUGUUCAUUCAGUAAUAUGGCUUAUUUAGAUUAGGUUUCAUAUAUAUUUGAAAGCCAAGAAUUGUGAAUGACAUGUUUGUGAAUAAAUUGAAGUUCACUUACUUUUUACAAGAUCCUCAUAUUUUUUGUACUUUAAUUUCUUUUUGAGGAUCAUUGAUGAACUUAGAUUUUUUUGUUGUUAACGUUUUGUAGAAGUUUAUAAAGCAAGUCAUUAAUAAUGUUAUUGAUAAAUUAAAUUAUUCAUUUGUUAUUUAUUUUGACUUCCCAAUUUGGCGUAAAAUAAGUACCUGCUUGUGUUUGAUGCUAAGCAAUUUUCAAUUAUGUUAACAUUUCAAAGACAGGAGUGAUCAGUACUUCAAUUCUCCUUGCAAUUUUUAUACAUAGUGUUAUAGAACAGUAAUGAGAAUUCAGGAAACAAUCAUUCAGGGGAUAUUUUUGGGUAAACAUCAUGUUCUGGGGACUAGCUAACCUACUGACUUCAGAUGUGGAAUUAAGCUUCCAGAACUCAGGGGUUAAAGACUUCAGCUAGGAAAAUAUUUAAGGAAAUAUGAAAUUAACUGUCAAAAUUAGAAUGGGAUUGCUUUUCUUUUGCUUUCCUUUGCUUUUUUGAUUGGUCCGGAAAACCUAUACAACUUUCUCAACCAGUCGGAUUUGGAAAUGAAAACCAAUGGCUGCUGGGUUGCUCUCUUUUACCCAUGCUGUGAGCAGUUUGCUUGUUUUCACUCUGAGUUCUCAUUGGCUCCUGGGGAUAUUCCCCUUUGUUCGGAUUGGUUGUUGCGAUUUCUCUGAUUCUAGUUUUGGUUUUGUAGCACUCAAUUGAACUGGCCUCUGAUCAGUUCUUUCUUUAUUAUAAUUAUUCAGUUGUAGGCUAUCCAGCAAUACGUUUUAAAAAAAACUUUCACUUAAUAUAAGGGAUUGAGGUCAGUUCAUACCAGUUUUUGUUGGCCUUAAGACACUGGAUCUUACCAUUUAUCUUGAAUUCAAAAAGAAGCUUUGUCCUUUUUUGCCUUCGUUUUGCUUCUUUAUUUUCAAGUUAUGCAGCAACAAGUCUUAGGUUGUGUGUACUUUUUGAAACCUCUUGAAGAGGGACAUAUUUACAGGUUGGAAUAAAACACCAUAUGAAGUGUUGAACAGUCAUGAUGAGAUAUUUAGUUUUCGAUAUACUGGUAUUUGGACUUCAGCUGUUCUGAAGCAUAAUUCCAACUGUCUCCAUGCCAGCUGCACACAGGUACAGGAAUUCCCCAUGUCUGGUUAGAAAAUGUGUGAUAUGUUAGGAAAUAUUUUAUCAUAUACUUUCUAGAUAUGUUUAUAAUUGUCAAGGUUGAGAAUAUUUUUGUAGUGUGUAUCUGAUAUCUUUUUUAACAGUGUCAGAAAAUGAAUUCUAUUAACUGUCACCAUGAAGGUCAUUAGUUUUCUGUCAGGGAGAAUUUGGUCACUGAUCACAUUUCAGGGCAUCAAUUUCAUAACUGGAGUUGUCAAAGUUCAUUGUAAAUUGUUCAAAGUUUCUUCUGGAAUGUGUGUGUGUAUUGAAGGGGUUGUGCAUAAAACACUCAGUGAAAGUUAUUCACUGACCACUUUUCAUAAGGAAAUUUGAACUAUUUACAUCAUUCAAAAGAUGACAUAGUUCCUUAGCAUUUUUUUCUUAGUUCAUUACUGCAAACGGAUAAUGCAGUAUUAAUACCUCUUAAUUUAGCAACUUUAGUGUAUCCCACUCCUGAAAAGCAAUUGUUGUUCCAAUUUUGGCGAGCCUUUACUAUUCUCUAGACCAAGAAAGAGUAUUUCUAAUUCAAUUAGGGUAAUAAAUACCUUAAAAUUGUUUUAUGACUAAUUUAAAGAGGUGUUCAGGAUAUGUUAAUUCCAAUGUGUGAUAGUUGUAUAAAAUUAUUACUAUUAUUAUUACCAUUAAGUUAUUCUUUCUUAAAUUAUCUUGAAAUCUUGUUAUGUAGAGUUUCAGAGGUCAAUAAAUUUUUGACAGUUAGUGUU
Stylophora pistillata is the source of this 4918-nucleotide messenger RNA. RefSeq names its product nucleolar protein 4. NCBI's taxonomy places the organism in Eukaryota, Metazoa, Cnidaria, Anthozoa, Scleractinia, Pocilloporidae. The record is from RefSeq and is a predicted model, not a curated record.